AUGAAGAAGGCGAUGACGACGACGAACAUCUCCAACAUUCCAACGGAAUUGGUAGAGGAGAUUAUCUCUCGAAUUCCCCUGAGAUCUAUGAGAUCAGUUCGAUUAACUUGCAGAAAGUGGGAUACUUUAUCCAAAGGUCGGAGCUUUACGGAGCUGCACAUCGGUAAACUCGUAGCAGCAGCGGCAAGGGAAGAAGGCGAGUCUCCUCCGUUGAUCGUGCUGAUGGAACACCAACUUUAUCUGAUGAGCGUCACGGCGAAUUCAGGAAUCGACGCUGAUCCAUCGACAGAGCCUAAAGGUAAACUAGUUAGAAACGAUUCAGACCCACAAGUGAAGAUACAACAGAUCUACGAUUGCGAGGGUUUGUUGUUAUGCACCUUGGAAGACGUCAACAGGAUUGUGGUUUGGAAACAAGGUGGAUCCAACUAA
This is a messenger RNA of Microthlaspi erraticum, 429 nucleotides long. The record is from the annotation of a GenBank genome assembly. NCBI's taxonomy places the organism in Eukaryota, Viridiplantae, Streptophyta, Magnoliopsida, Brassicales, Brassicaceae.